ACAGUUUUCGACACGACUGCUCGCGAUGUCACAUGACGAUGUUUUAAAGUAAACCAAAGUUUAAACAUGGCGACAAAGGGUGAUAGAAAACGAAAAAGUAGCGAAAAACCCACGAAACCCUUGACUAGUUCUCACACAGAGACGUGGCUGAUACCUGUAGUUACGCUUUUGAUAACCAUAUUACAUCACGCACACGUAUCAACACUUUUCGAAAAUGAUCGACAUUUUUCUCACUUAUCGGAGGUCGAAAGAGAGAUGUCUUUCAGAACUGAAAUGGGUAUGUAUUAUUCCUACUACAAGACAAUUGUCGAGUCUGAAACAUUCUCUGAAGGGCUAUAUAAGAUAAAACAUGAUAAUUUAACUGAGUAUCCGAGCACAAUAAAUGCCCUGAAGAAGUUCAACUUGUUUCCAGAGGUAGCCAUCGGUUUCCUUUAUCAUAAUUUAAAAUGGCUGGGUAUGAUACCGACACGAUUAUGCUGGCAGGUCGAAAGAGGAGAAGGCCUAACUCCUGUUACAAGUUGUGAAGGAUUAGGGGAACCGAUAUAUCUUUACUUACAAGUUGUAUGGUGCUGUGCUUCGGCUACAAUGGCAAUACUCUUUUUGUAUGCCGAAGGCCUGAGUAGCUCAAUUUCUGGCGGUCUAAUAGCAGUUGCAUUGUAUUUCUACAAUCACAAUGAUUGCACCAGGGUUCAGUGGACUCCACCUUUACGGGAAAAUUUUGCGUAUCCUGCACUACUUGGCCAGAUGUUUAAUGUCACUUCGAUACUUAAGCGAUAUAUGAUAACCAGAAAAGUUAAAUGGAAUGACAUGCACCAGGACUCGCCAAAUCGGGGCAUGGUCAUAUGCACAUUGCUUAGUUUGUUGUGCUGGCAAUUUUCACAGUUUGUGUUUGCCACUCAGCUAUUCGCGCUGUUGAUAUUAAAGUGGUUACAAAUAAUUCCGAACGAACUGUACAAAAAAUUCUGUUUGAUUCAUGCUAUACCUGUGACCAUUUUCAUUAUAUGGACGCAGAAUAAUCUGGUACUGUGUUCAUUGUACACUUGCAUGCUAAUUGCAAGCACCAUCUUUUCUUUGCUGAGCAGUAAACUGCCAUUGCAUAUAGCGGUACCCUUCGAAGUGGCAGGCACGUUAUUUGGCACACAAUUUCUUAAGUUUGUUCUAAUCAAUUCUGAAGAUGACGCUCAUAUUUUUGAUAUCUUGACUGCAAAGUUGACAAACUAUAAGAACUUCCAUACAAUGCUUUAUACUUGUUCGAGUGAAUUUGACUUCUUGCAGUAUGAAACAUACGAAGCAAUAAUAAAAACGCUGCUCCUACCGACCGCUAUUAUGUCGGGAAUUCUAAUUUUAUAUUACUGGUACAGAUGUUACCGGACAGAAGGUCUUCCAAAUUGCAUUGAAAUGCACGUAGCGUAUAAUCUACUGCAAACGGGAGCCUUUAUAAUUAUGGCAAUAUUCAUAAUGCGACUGAAAUUAUUCAUGACACCUCAUCUUUGCAUCAUAGCUAGCUUAGUUUCGAAUAAACGAUAUUUAGAAAAGAUCGAAAUCAAAAAUCCCAAAGUUCGAGCGUUUGUACUGGCUCUACUCUUUGCUUGCAUGUCAUUUACCGGAAUCCAGCGUCUGUACGAAGAACAUAGUUUCGUUGGCGAAUACAGCAACAUAGAACAAGAACAAUUACUGGACUGGAUCCAGAGAAAUACUCCAAGUAACGCGGUAUUCGCUGGUAAAAUGUCCUUGAUGGCUAACAUAAUGUUAUCCACAAGAAGACCCAUAGUCAAUAAUCCUUAUUAUGAAGACAAAGAGAUGAGGUCAGUAGGGCUAUCGCACAUUCAAAUAAAUUCUUCAACCUUACCGAAUAUUUCUUCACUCUGCAGAGAACGCACUCUGAAAGUCUAUGAGAUAUUUAGCAGAAAAGACGUGUCCACCGUCUACAAAACUCUCAUGGACAUGAAGGUUGAUUACGUUGUAUUAGAAGAAUCACUGUGCUACGAUGUCGGUAGUUCAAUGCCUGGGUGUCAAAUGACAGACCUAUGGGAUUUGGUGGACGAACGCAAUUCCAGACGACCUCCUGUCUGCCCUAUAUUAUGCCGUGGAAAUCCUUACCCGUUUCGAAGAGUUUUCGUCAAUCGACGUUACGUAGUGUUGCAGUUGGGACCCUCUAUGUCAAUCGAAUUGAAUCCCAAAAUCAUUGAGUAUCAUCAGUUCUGAAGACAACAUGCGGGUAAGAAAUUUGCCGAUAAACUUCAAGACCUCUGCAGUCAUCCGGUCGACAUUGAGUUCUGGCAUCCGGCCGCUCAAGUAAGAUUGUGCCAUCGUCCAGAAUAAGUCUUAACAAAAUUAACAACGUUGUUGAUUAUUACCUGGCUGAUAGCUCGGAAUGAAAUGUAAUUUUUUUAAGGAAUUGCCGACAACGAGAUGGGAAUGUAUGAUAAUAUGUAUAAGCGUAAAGUAGAAUUUCAUAUUUACGAAGUAUUAAAGUAAUAAUUGGACGAAAGAUAAGUCAUAAGAAAAAAAUUCAUAAAGUCAACCAGUGAUUAUGUCAACUGGUUCAUCUGCAAAAAAAAAAAAUCAGUAUUGUUGUAUUUCGUAUAUUAGCAGAAUGUUAACAUUUGCAUAGAUUGAGAGGAUCAACUCGCUGUUAUUUUCGUAUCGAGUCAGGAAUAAAAUAUUUUCUAGUCUGAUCUGUCGCCAUUUACGAAAGGCAGCAAAUACAUGAAUUCUUUUCCUGUUCAUCGUAAAUCAGAUGGGUCAAUGAUAAUCAUUGUAUGCCAUUCACCUCUAUUUCCCGGGUCACACCGUCGAUUUGGUUCGGACUAUCAAGACAAAUGAAUCGAAUUGACGGUAAAUUCUCACGGACUUAGAGACAUGAAAUAAUAUAAAGCAGUAUGUUAUACAAAAAUUGUAGUAUUAGAAUGUAAAAACGAUUGUACUAAUGAAAAGAGUAUUAUCUAUUUAAGAAUCUGAUUUCAGUAAAGUUAUAAUUAUUUAUACUAUACAGCUACAUUUGGUUAGCGCUUAUCCAUUGAUUUCAACAACAAUAAAUAUUUUUAUUGCAACAA
Molecule: messenger RNA, 3056 nt
Organism: Athalia rosae (coleseed sawfly)
Lineage: Eukaryota; Metazoa; Arthropoda; Insecta; Hymenoptera; Athaliidae
Product: probable C-mannosyltransferase DPY19L1
Exons: 8
Coding region: 67-2205 (712 amino acids)
Cellular component (GO): nuclear inner membrane
Molecular function (GO): mannosyltransferase activity
Source: RefSeq, a predicted model, not a curated record